Molecule: messenger RNA, 2887 nt
Organism: Oryctolagus cuniculus (rabbit)
Lineage: Eukaryota; Metazoa; Chordata; Mammalia; Lagomorpha; Leporidae
Gene: CERKL
Product: CERK like autophagy regulator
Biological process (GO): phosphorylation; sphingolipid metabolic process
Molecular function (GO): lipid kinase activity
Source: RefSeq, a predicted model, not a curated record
AGUCUUUUGGGUUCCCUUCGGACCUCUUCAACAAAAACGACCCGGGGACGGUUUGUGAGUUAAAGUCUGAGAACCACGUGUUUGUGCAACUCGGGGUAACGCCCUGCGCGGAAACCUACGGGAAUAGGAGAGACCAGGCAGUGGGUGCCACUCACUCCUCCUUCUGCACGGACUUGGGUCUCUCACGCAGUGAGUGGCGGGGGCGCGAGGCUGUGGCCAAGGUGCGGGACUAGGUCACAAGGACUGCCCUGCCAGCCCCGCCUCCCUCUUGGGACUCUGCCCCGCGCGGCGUUGCUGUGGCAGCGCCGGACGCAGCCCGAGUUGUGGCUGCUGCGGCCUCCACCUUGUCCUCCAAAGUCUUCUGCCUACCCGUGGCUUGGGCCCAGUCAGAGGCUCCCCAUGCUCCGGGGGACGCGCCGGAGCCGGGUGAGCGCCCUGGAGGGCGGCCUGGAGGAAGAGGCGCCCCCACAGGCGGCCGCUGAGCCCCCGGCGUAUUUAGAGUGUCCGUGGCAGACGGAGGCGGCGGCCGAGCAGACUCUGCUGCGGGGCAUCUUCGAGAUUGGGAGGGACAGCUGCGACGUGGUGCUGAGCGAGAGGACCCUGAGGUGGCGGCCCAUUCAGCCCGAGCGCCCAGCGGGUGAUUCCAAGUUCACAUUGCAAUGUAAGGAAGAAUUUAUUGAACUCCAAGAUGUGUUCUCUGUGAAGCUGAAACGGCGUUUCUCUGUCAGACAACAGAAAAGUGGUACUUUAUUAGGUAUUACACUUUUCAUCUGCUUGAAAAAGGAACAAAAUAAAUUAAAGAAUUCUACACUUGAUCUUAUUAAUUUAAGUGAAGAUUAUUGUGAUACGUGGUUUAGACAAUUCAAGAAAAUUUUGGCAGGUUUUUCAAACAGACCUAAGUCAUUAAAAAUACUCCUCAACCCCCAAAGUCACAAAAAAGAAGCUAUUCAGGUCUAUCAUGAGAAGGUUGAGCCUCUGUUGAAGCUUGCAGGAAUAAAGACUGAUGUAACAAUAACAGAAUAUGAAGGGCAUGCUGUGUCACUGCUUCAGGAAUGUGAGCUCCAGGGAUUCGAUGGUGUUGUUUGUGUUGGUGGAGAUGGAUCUGCAAGUGAGGUAGCCCAUGCUUUGCUUCUUAGAGCCCAGAAGAAUGCUGGAAUGGAAACAGAUGGAAUCCUGAGCCCUGUCAGAGCACAGCUUCCACUUGGCUUGAUACCAGCAGGAUCAACGAAUGUAUUGGCACAUUCUCUUCAUGGACUCCCUCACGUGGUAACUGCAACUUUGCACAUUAUAAUGGGACACCUUCAACAAGUUGAUGUCUGCACCUUUAAUACCAUGGGCAAACUUGUUCGUUUUGGGUUCUCAGCCAUGUUUGGCUUUGGUGGAAGAACUUUGGCCCUGGCGGAAAAGUAUCGAUGGAUGUCCCCCAGCCAACGGAGAGAUUUUGCUGUAAUUAAGGCACUGACAAAACUCAAGCCAGAGGACUGUGAAAUAUCAUUUUUGCCAUUUAACAACUCUUGGAAUAUACAAGAAAGGAGUGCACAGGGAUCUCCGGAUUCUGACUAUAAUGAACAAUGGCAAACGAUCCAGGGUCAGUUCUUGAAUGUCAGCAUUAUGGCAAUUCCCUGCCUAUGUUCAGUGGCACCCAGAGGCUUGGCACCUAACACCAGACUAAACAAUGGAAGUAUGGCUCUUAUAAUUGCACGAAACACUUCUCGUCCAGAAUUUAUAAAACAUUUGAAAAGAUACGCCAGUAUGCAAAAUCAGUUCAAUUUUCCAUUUGUUGAGACUUACACUGUUGAAGAAGUAAGAGUUCGUCCUAGGAAUAGAACCAGUGGAUACAACCCAGAGGAGGAGGAGGGGUCUCAUGAAACGGCUUCAGAAGAUGGCUUCCCCUGGAAUGUAGAUGGUGAUUUAAUGUGGGUUCCAUCCGAGGUCCAUGUGAGAUUGCAUCCAAGACUUAUCAGUCUUUAUGGAGGCACCAUGGAAGAGAUGAGUGAUUCUAAAGAAACAUGUCAUUGUUUAAAAUAGUAAUGUGCAAACCACAAUUUCAACAUGAAGGAAUAUGGUCAUGCUAUCAAUUGAUAUACUAGAAAAAAUCUCUUUAAAAGAAAAUUACCAUUUCUGAUGUUCCUAAAAAAUAGCCAAGGCUAUAAAAAAUCAAAUGGAAAACAUGAAAAAUACCAGUAACAAUUUAAACUCACGUUUUUCGAAGUAUUUACUGGGACUGAAAGGAGAUGUUUUAUAAGCUUAGGCAUCAUCAUGAUAUAUUGAUAUUUUGAUUCUUUCAUUUUCAGGAGUUGAGCUCCUCUAACAGAGCACAGGAAAUAGGACUGACCUGAUUUUAUUGAGGAGGCUUCAAAAUCAGUAGUGGCAUAAGGAGAACUCCUUUUCCAAAAUCUUUACAGUAUUGAGACUACUUACCAAGAAAUAACUCAGUUUUGUAAAGUGGCGAUGUUCAUAACAAAUUUUAUUUGGAACUAUGCAAAACAUUUUUCAAACUAGGCAAUAUUCAUCAGCUCAGUCAGUAGCUGUGUUUAUUUUCAAUGUAAAGUGGGGCUUCAAUUUUCAUCCAUGAUUUUAUACAUGCUCUUGAAAAAGCUAUGUGAGCUUACAUACUGUUAAAACAUUAAAUUAUCUAAAAGUAUUCAAAAGUUGAUAUCUGUUGGUAUAUAUUCUGAGGUCACUGAGUUUUGUGAUCUGUAUUUUCAUAAAUUACAAAACCUUAAUGGCCAAUCAUUGACAGGAACUUCACAGAAAAAUCUUAACCCUCUAUUUUGUCUGAUCACUUUUAACAGAUGUUCAAAAUUUGACCACAGCUUUCCUAGACAGAUGAAGUUAUAUUCUAUAAUUAGCAGUACCCCGAGUAUAUGAAAUAAAUAUUACAACA